AUGCCGUCUACCACUACUACAUGUGCUGCCUCUGGGGGCGCUGCUGCCGCCGCGGCGAGCGCAAGAAAGCAGAGAUGCUGGCAGUUUCACGUCUCCGGCGUCAGCAUCUCCGACACGAAGGCUCAACAAGAAGCCGCCUUGGCCACCUUCACGGACACGUACACGGCGACUACGUGGCUGACGGUCAGGCCGGCCACGCCCAGAGGGCCAGUCGGUAGGAGGAAAAAAUAUGGAACGCUCGACGAGACCGACAGGAAGACAACCGAGAAGGGCGACUCGGAAAGUAGUAGCUCGGGCACGAGGAGUGUGGUCGUCGAGGUACGGUUUUCCGGGCCGCAGCCGGCAGAUCGGCCCGCGUUGCUCCUGCGCAGUCUCCUCAAGGGGGAGUCUGUGGCAGCACACCCGGUUUCUUUGCGGCGUGGUCGACAGACGAAGUCGAUGAAAGCGGCGGCGGCGGGGGACGAGAGAAGCCGCAUUUUCGCCAACGUCAACAGGAGCCCAGGCUUCCUCACAAGAGCCGAAGCGACUCGAACGGCCUGGUGUUUGCUGUCAAGCCGGUCUGUGAUGCACCGUGUUUCCGACCCCCCAAGGGACGAAGCGGGCGCUGGCCAGGGGAGGGCCGAAGAGCAGGGGUUGCUGUCGGAUGAGGAUAAUGACUCGGACGACGGUUUAGGCAACCCGUUCAAAGGGCACGGCAUCCUCUUCCAAGCGUUUAGUAGGUGCAUGGAUCUCUCGAGGUGGGCACCUGCCAACGAGACAAAUGCCGGCAAAGGAGUCGCGGAGGAGGACCGCGGAAGUCGUGGCGGACCUAGCGCUCUCAAGAGCAGCGCCGUCAACAUCGACCAGGGACAUGCUGCCGGCGAAGCCGAAUCCGGGUGGAACCUCAAAAUGGGAAACGAUGCGAGAGACGACCUGGCGGGCUUGUGGGGGGGGGGAGGGAGCAACAACCUCUCGCCCCUCAUCGUAGCGCCACCUCGGUCUCCUUUCCGUCGACGAGCUUCGGACACCGCCCUUGAUCGCGUCGCUGGUCCGGCGCUGACCAAAACGGCCGUUUCGCCGCUGACGGUUCAGGCGCCUCCGGCGGCACGUCGCACGCGAUCUGAGGACGGUUUGAAGGAUUCGACGUCCGAGAGCGAUCUCAGUUUGUUGCUCCCCAACAGGAAUCGUCCAGAGCAGACACAUCGAGCUCCUUGGAGCGGGUGUGAUGAAGACCACGACACAGCGAUGAAGUGGGAAAUGGGGGAGGGAGACGUAGGGAGUGACGCCUCGGCGGCACCGAGGGGAUGCGGCAACGGAUUAAGCGAUAAUUCGUCAUCCGUAGCGGCCUCGGCAAGGGAGACGGGCGACCGGGAGAAGGGUCCAUCGGAGAGAAGAGCGGAGAGUGCUGCCAACGUGAUAGCGGUGGAGUCUCUAAGGGAGGAGUUCGACUUCGACGGCCGUUCGUACCAGCCAGACAAUCCGCCGAAGGACUCGCCUUUCGCCUCAGUCUUCUCCGUGCCCUGCAGCGACGAGGCGCAGUACCUCGCGUUCACGGGUCUGGGACACACUGGGCAACCGUUACGGAUGCUGACCGCUAGGGUCCAGUUCUCGGUCAACUCUGAACGCACAGCGGAAAGCGUGGUCGGACCGCUCCAGGCCGGGGGCAACGGGCGUGUGUACGGUGCGUUGCGGUAUCCGAGCAUGAGCGAGCUCUGGCCGGAGAUUUGCAGCACGUCGGCCGUUCGAGUUGUGCAGGUGGAUACGCUCGUGGACAUCCGAUCAAGGCAAGGAGAUUUUCUGUUCCUAGGAAACGGACCCAAGGUAACGUAUCGACAAGCGCAGGUGCACAGCAGCAGGAAGGGAGCGUCAUGGGGACCGUAGCCGGAGCAAUAUCGAAAUGGUCAACAGGGAUUCGGUGGAAUAGCAUGGGUCAGCAAAGAGAUGCUGUAACUUGCUCAUGCGGAACUGGUCUUCUCUCUACUGGCGCUGCUCUACGAUUUCAAUGCAGCAGUGUUUGGGAGUACGAAGUAGAAUUUGCCACAAACAAGCGGGAUCAUGUAUCAUCUAGGGAGGGUUUUGAUCGCUGUUCCCGCACGGUUUCGAGGGCAUCGGUAAGUGAUUGUCAGAGUACCAGGUAGAUGACUGAAGUAGGCGUCUACAUAGAACUACGGGAGGUAUUAUCGGAUCAUGUUUUACGGCUGCAGUUUGUUGUACUGGGGGUAGAUACGUGGCAAGCUCCGCACAUGCGUUGUUUGUUGGUCGAUCGGGACAGCAGUGUUUUUUUUCGCCGGAGGUGUUCUCUCGCCCUUUACGUUCCCGAUUCAUACAUUCGUCAUGUAUGGCAGUGUGAGAGCAAGCAAUACGCCGAGGCAGCAACACUGCGGGAUGUGUGACGGUUUCGCUUCAAUCGAAUAAAUUCAGGCCUUCGCCAGGGCCUGUAGAUCAAUACCAUCAAUACC
Ectocarpus siliculosus is the source of this 2438-nucleotide messenger RNA. The record is from the annotation of a GenBank genome assembly. NCBI's taxonomy places the organism in Eukaryota, Phaeophyceae, Ectocarpales, Ectocarpaceae.